AUGCAGACGCGCAUGCACCGGACGCUGGCCCAGCUGAUCGGCUUCAAAUCACAUUCGUGCAAGAUCUGGAGCAGCCACUUGCUGGUCGGGGUGAGCUGUUUCUUCUUCGCCCCUGCAGCAGCAGCUUUUUGGGCAGUUUGGUGGUGCCUCCUGCAGUAUGCCGAUCUCAAGGACCCGAGCAUUAUGCUGCAGAUGAUCCUGUACUUCUGUCUUGCGGUGACAUAUACACUGGUAGUUCUGACGUCCUACAGCGCGGACUAUCUGUUCAUCCGUCGCGGGCAGCGCUCAUUCUACGGACGACUCGACAUCGUGGUCGCAUCCGGCACACUGUUCCUGUCAGUGUUUGACUUCUACCUCCGCGCCACGGUUUGGGAGACGGCUAUCCUGGUCUUAGUGCCAUGCUCUGCCUUUGUUUACUCCACGCAGUCGAAGGCCUUCGAGAUAUGGAUAUGGCGUCACAGCCUUUGGCACUUCGCAGGUGGGGCCGUCGCCCUCUACGGCUCGUUGAGGCCGCAGUGCCUGUGCCUUACGGAGAUGGUCUAUGCCAUAGGCAUUGCAAUCUUCUUCGCGCUACGUGUCACCUGUCCGCCCGAUCGCCUGGAUGAUUUCGUGGAGAGGCGAGCCGAGGUCGACUUCCUGGGGAUGCAAACGCCUCCUUCGCUGGCCAGCAGCUGCCAGCGACAGGUGCCCGUGGCUCCGCUGUGGGCCGAUGUCGUGCAUGGUCAGCGCAGCAUCUGCGUGGGCAAAGCAAAGCCGCACGUCAGCAGCAAUUGCACCCCUUGCUUCCCCCUGAGCUUCGCGUGCGCCACCGCGCUUGCAUACCGACGUUGGUGGCUUCGGCAGCGAGUGCGCCAUCGUUGCAGGCAGCAUGCCAUGCCUAGCUGGCUGCCACAAGAAGUGGGCUUGCCGUGGCCCGGCCUCGGGGCGGCGGAGUCACCAGCCAGUGCCCGGAAAUUGCGGGACCUAUUGGUUGCCGCAGAUGCCGCAAAUGCUGACUUGGAUGCGGGGAUGCGGGACACCGUGGAUCAGUGCAUCACGGAGUUGAGCGAGGCACGCGUGAAAUGUAGCUUGGAGCUGCUCGGCACCAGCCAACUCCCAAAGGAUCUGUGGCGGGCUGCUUACAUUCAGGGACGAACUCCCGGCUGGGAAGUGAAUUCCCGGCUCCUGCGCCCGCUGUUUCGCAACAAGGCUGGACAGGCCUUUGAUGCAACAGCUGGCCGAGUCACAAACUAUGGCGAAGUGCUGGGAUCCGGGGUGUACUUUCUCGCAGAGGGAAGCUUUGCGGCUGUUGAUCGCACCGAGUAUUGUCCGAAGGAUUUUUCCGUGCAGAUCGAGCGAGGCGGCCUUGUCGUCCUUGGUCUGCCUUUUCUGUCUGGAGCAAUCUCUGGACCAGGCCUUGUUCGGGUUCUUUACCUGGACCGCGACCUUCGAAUAUUCGAGUCUCCGAUAGAUUCCCCUGACCGUUGGGAGGAGGCGGGGUUGCGAGUUGUGCAGGUUCGGGACACUCUGUUUGAAGCGUGA
Molecule: messenger RNA, 1521 nt
Organism: Symbiodinium natans
Lineage: Eukaryota; Dinophyceae; Suessiales; Symbiodiniaceae
Source: the annotation of a GenBank genome assembly